Molecule: messenger RNA, 3033 nt
Organism: Paramacrobiotus metropolitanus
Lineage: Eukaryota; Metazoa; Tardigrada; Eutardigrada; Parachela; Macrobiotidae
Product: proline-rich protein 36-like
Exons: 11
Coding region: 153-2885 (910 amino acids)
Cellular component (GO): extracellular region
Molecular function (GO): chitin binding
Source: RefSeq, a predicted model, not a curated record
GCAGUGUGCUAUUUAUUUUCGCAUCUAAGUCAAGUCCAUCAUGCAGCAUACAGCCAUUCCUGUCGUGCAUGCCACUUUGUGUUGAUGUGAUGCGCUUGACAUAAACGCGCACGGGAUCCUGUUAUGGUUGUCCGUAGCACCGGUUUCCCUGGAUGAUAAUCUCUGUGUGCCUUGCAAUGGCGCCACCGGGACGCAAAAGCAGCGGGCUGGGCAGUAUUGGAGUAUUAUUUAUCAUUGUUAUUGUUGUAUUGGAAGUAUUAUGCGUGAAGAAUGUCUGUGGAUUACGCCAUGUGCAGUCGCUACUGGAAUCGCAGUACCAGGACUGGCCGCACUCAAGGGUGCGACGGCAGCUUAAUACCGAUGCGCUACGGACAAUGUUCAAGGCGCCAUGUUUCGGUCGCGUGGGAUUCUUCGAAGAUCCGUUCUCCUGCAGUCACUAUUACCACUGUAUGGCCAAUGGAACUCAUGUCAGGCGAACAUGCAUCCCGCCGUUGCAAUUCAGCGAAGAACGGCAGAUGUGCAUGGAUCCGGGAACCGUCGAUUGUCCGGAUAUUCCCGAUUUUUGGUUAGCCGCCGCCGCCGCAGCUGCCGCCAACUCCGCCCCCAGCCCCGCUUCCCCACCGUCCCAUCCCAAUCCGGCACUGGGUCCACCGAUGCCUUCAUCCCCACCGGCACCUGCACCCAACAACCCCUUCGUUUCCAGUCCGUUGAGCUUCAACGCACCACUAACCCAGCCGCAACCGCCGACGGGACAGGCGCAGUUCAACACCCACCAUGCCCAGGCGUCACAGCAGUGGAAUAACCAAUACCCGGGUCCGGCGCCGAGCCCGUCGUUCUUCGAGCAGAAUCGGCCGUUCCCGGGAUCCCGGGCCAGUCCGGCGGAUCCGAAUCCCUUGCUGCAUGCGCAGCCUCCACCACCGCAACCGCCGCCACCGGCGGUUAUCGGGCCGCAGACGCCGACGGGAUCAAACGGCGCGGUGCAGAUGCGUCCGCUAACGGCCGGGCCUUAUAGUGCGCCGCUACGCGCCGGAUUCAUACCGCAUUAUGGGGCGCAAGUUAAUACGGCUACGGCGCCGGUUCAGGCCGCGGAUAUCAAUCAAAUAUGGUAUAAAAUGGAUCCACAAGGGGACAACGUUCUUCCUGUGCCGCAAGCCCAGAUCCCGCAGCGCCGCUUCGCCACACCCAACAGCCUGCUGGACAUCCAGCGCCUCCAGUCGCAACAACACCAGCAACUUCAACCACAACAGCAUCAGGCACAUCAAGCCUUACCCCAGCAACCGUCUCAACAGCAUCUGAACGCCAUGAACGUCCUGUCUCUCCUCAACGCUCAACUCGGACUGGACCAACAGCAACAGCCGCAGCAGCCGUCGCCGGCAGUCUACGCUCAACCAUCGGUCAAUCAUGGGCAGGAGAUGAUGCGACCGGCACCGGCGCCGCAAAUGCAGCAGUUCGAACCGUCGUACACCGUGUUGAAUGAUGCGGCGCCCCUGCGAUCGAUUGACGCACCUGGCGAUACUGGAAUUAAUCUGGCCGGUAAAGUGACGACAGCGCCGGCUGCGGCGUUGAGCAAAGAUGUGGUGUCCAUUACGUGUAAGCCGGGAGAAAAGGGAUUUUUCGCGGAUGUAUCGUUGUUUUGCAGAGGUUACUAUUUUUGCUCGCCAUUUGGAGACCGUGCAGAAUUUUCUUGCCCUUCAGGACGAUACUUCAACGAAAAGACCGUCAGCUGCGAGAGCAUUGACAAGAGCUCAUGUGCGGAAUUAGCACGCGACCAGCACGUUCACACCAAAUCCGACACCACCGACCAGCCGGUCCCGCCGGUCCCCACCGCCGCCGCCCAGGCCACGGCCGCGGCCCCGCAUCCCGGCCAUCCGAUCGAACCGGCGCGACCACCACCGGCGUCCGGGCCCGAGACCAGCGGGGUGCUCUACCAGCUGGGCAAUCCGGAGCCCCCGGCCCCGCCCACCGCGAUGGCCGUCGACCCGACCCGUGCCAGUCUGUGGAAGUUCCCCACCGCCAUGCAGACGCUGCAGGCGGAGGCGCCGACGCCGGUGGCGCACCCGCAGAAGCCGGAGGUCGUCCAGGAGCUGGCCCCUUUAGCUCCUAUUGAUCCUCUGCCUAUGGAUCUUGUCGGUGUUAUUGCGGUCGGUCCCACAACUACGAAACAACUCACCGACAUUUCGGACACUACGCCCCCGUUGCCCUCGACCGUCACUGUCCCCGUUCCUAGCGACCCGCCCAUCCGCCCCGCAGAUCCCUUCCUCGUCCAACUUCCCGCCACCAGUGCCGCCUUGGAGAACCGUCUGCGCAGCUGGAACAUGGCCAACUUCUCUGCACCCCCGGCGUCGGACGCCACCAUCGCGCCGGCCGCCGCAGUAGGUGGUUCCCUAAGCGCCACCGCUUCUCCAGGAUUCGGCCCCAUGCCCGCUCUCGGUGCUCCCUUCAUCGGCUCCCUGUCUGCUCCCCUGGGAGGUUCCCUUCCGGUUCCCGUCAGCGGUCACCUGUCCGCUCCAGCCGGAGGCUCCCUGUCGGCUCCCGUGGGCGGUCCCCUGACCUCUCCUGGCGGUGGUUCCCUGUCCUCUCCCGCCGAAAGUGCCCUGUCGGCUCCCGCGGGCGGUCCGUUGACCGCUAGCGCCUCGGAGGUCAUCCCAGCCGACACCACCGCCGCGCUGUUCAACGCCGUCAAAUCCCCCGGGAUGCCGGUGGGACCCCUGGACGUGAUCAAGGAAAUGCAGGACAAGGAGGCCACGGCGCUGUCCAUGGCGUUGGCGUUCUUACGCGCCCGUGAGAUGCUGUCCACGGCACCGCCGCUUCGUCCGCUGCGGUUUGUCGACGCCCGCCGGACGGUGAAUCUGAAACUGCUGGCCGAACUGCUCAAAGGCAAAUAACGGCUUGUGGAUUUAAAUCAUUUAAUAAGUGUUUUAAAUGGUUUUUUAUCGGGAAUCAAAUGGAUUAAUUUAAGGCGUAUUAUUUGUGUUAUUUUGUACAAUUGUUGUCGUUGAUCUUGGAGUUAGAUUAAUUUAAAUAAAAGUGAAA